AUGCUGCCCUAUCAAAUCCAGGGAUUAGAUCCAGAGAAUAUUUUUACCUGUGGUGAAACAGCCCUUUUCUAUAAGGGGCUACCUGAUAGAUGUUAUGUUGAUGGAACUGUUUGUUUUGGAAGCCAUCAUAAUAUGGACUUUACUGAAAACAAGUUUACCAUAUUAUUUUGUUGUAGUGCUUCAGGCGAGAAAUUGAAGCCAUUGAUUGUGGGAAAAGAUCAGCUGCCACAAAGUUUGAACAACUGUAAUGCAAAAGAUAUACCAGUGCAAUGGUCUCAGCAGAAGAAUUCGUGUAUGACUGCCAAUAUUUUUGCCAAUUGGUUAAGAGAUCUGGAUAAACAUUUAGAGGAGCAGGAUCGUCAUAUAGCAUUAUUUAUGGAAAUGAUACCUGGUCACUUAGCUAAUGUCGUACUUAAAAACAUCAGUAUUAAAUAUUACUUAGAUAAUUCUGGAACUUUUCUACAACCCUUACAACAAGGUAUUAUUACAAACUUUAAGGCACACUAUAGAAAGAGAUUUCUCCAAGCUGUGUUAGCUAGACAGGAAUCAAAUGAGGACACAAGAGCCAUAUUGGAAGAUAUUUCUGAUUUGGAUGCUGUGUUUUGGAUCAAACAGAGUUGGAAUAAUGUACAGAAAACAACUGUAGCUAGUUGUUUCGAAGCUGUAGGUUUUGUAGCAGAAACAAGUGAAGAUGAAUUGGAAGAUAAUAAUCCAACAGAUUUAAUCGAGCUAGUAGAAGAAACCGGUGUUUCGUUUAGAUUUAUGCCAAUGUUUACUGAAAUCUACCUACAAUUUGAUUCCCAAAUACCUUGCCAUGCUUACGAAACUGAAGAUUGGGAGAGUCAGUUGAUACAGGAAGCCAUGGUUGCUAAUGGUAACGUGAAAACUGAAGCAGAAGACACUAGUUAUGAGAUACAAAAUCAAAAGAACCUUUUACAAUCGAACGAGGCAAGUUCUAGUCAAUCCCAGCAGCAGUCGAGUGUUACAUUACCACAAGUAACUCAAGCUGAUGCUUUAGCUUCAUUACAGAAACUGAAGUUGUUUGUGAAAGGAAAUUGUGGUCUUUUAGACAAGAUUUAUAACAUAGAAAAGGCAGUUUUAGAACAUAUAACUCAGAAGAGAAAGCAAUCAAAACCCAGAUUUCGCAAACCAGUUAUGUUUGGAAGUCCAAAAGACAAUAGUUCCGAGAGUUGUAAUUAAACACUUGAAGACAUUAUGUUUUUCUGAUUAUCAGCUUAAAAUUUGAUUUCAGCUAUAUUAUCACUUUUUAAUAAUAAUUAUUUAGAUAGUGUCUAAGUAGUGAGCAUAGCGGUAUUCUAGGUUGUUUAAGUCAGUCUAAUUAACUUCCGUUCGUAUUUUAUUAGUUUCGUUUGGAAUGUUUUAUUAGACCUUACUGUAGUGGUUACGUACAAAGCUAAUAACUAAUAAAACAUUCGAAACUACAAACUAAUAACAUAAGAACAAAAGUUAGGUCUAAUUGUAAUUAGUCUGCAUUUAAGGUGUAAAAAACUUCUGGUUACUUCAGACAAUUUGUUAUUUUUGUAGUUUUGUUAUGAAUUAGAAGUCUGAUUUGUACUCAGUUGUCCAUCAACUGUUGAUAUGAAUAUACCCCUAACUUAUUCUUUAAGUAUUAUGAUUUUGAUUAAAAUAUUUUUAAUUCAG
Molecule: messenger RNA, 1662 nt
Organism: Lottia gigantea (owl limpet)
Lineage: Eukaryota; Metazoa; Mollusca; Gastropoda; Lottiidae
Exons: 2
Coding region: 1-1200 (399 amino acids)
Cellular component (GO): nucleus
Molecular function (GO): DNA binding
Source: RefSeq, a predicted model, not a curated record